UGCUCAAACGACAACUGAACAGCAGAAACGAAACGUGCGUCAAAAAUGAAAUCGAAAAUGUCCUUUGAAAUGUGUAAUUUGUCAAUAUUCAAAAUAUGAAGUAAUUUAUAACUAUUUACAAGUUGAUUGUUUCAUAUUUACUCGAUAAUAGUACCAUAUUAUACACCAGUACAUCUGUUUUGUUAUUACGUGAUAUAUUUUUUCUUUGAACCGGUGGAGGUUAUGAAAUGAGAACUUCUUUUUAAUUUAUUAUAUUUUCUGUAAACCCGUUGAUUGGUUAUGAAAUACUAAGCGAACUGAAAGUAUUACGUAAACAUGUCGAGAAUACUGCACAAUCGCAUAAGAUCAUCAUUUAAAAAGUCACAAUGGCCAAUUGUAGACAAAAGGGCAGUUGCAUUUUCCAUUUGGACAGGCCGCAGUGUGCUGCUCCACAAACCUAUAGACCCCAGUCAUAUACAUCGGAGAAAGUAUGGUAUGCUGGUGGCCAGGGCUGUGCGAGGGGUGCUGAAGAUCAGGUACCUCCUGCUUGGUGGAGCCGUGGGAGGCGGCAUGACAUUAAAUAAGAAAUACACAGAAUGGAAGGAUGGCUUACCGGACAUGGGCUGGUUGAAUGAACUGCUGCCUGACAAUGAACAGUGGGACCGAUUCACUACCACACUCAUUGACGCCAAGGAGAGGAUUGGAGACCAGCUGCAAAUCGGUGUCCCACUGACGCUGUCGGUGCACAUAGAUCCGCGGCUGCGCGAGGCGGGGCUGGCGCGCGCGGCCGAGCUGCGCGGCUGGCUGAGCCAGCGCUACGAGGACGCUGUGGCCGCCGCCGCCGCUAAUAACGCCGCCAAUAUCGUUCUGAUGAAUGCCACAGACGAGCCUCAGAAGAUAGUGAACAACCUCCAGAGCCGGCCAGCGCCAUCUCUCGCCAGGGGACCGAACGAGGAUACUACUGCUUAUGAAAAGCGUGUCCACGCAUUACAAGAGGAAGUUCUAGCGCUUCAGGCUCGCUACCAGCGCGAGCUGCAGCGCCUGGAGCAGGAGAACAGAGAGCUGCGACAGCAGAACAUGCUGCUGCGGCAGGGCCGGCAGCCUUCCACCAGGAAAAUGAAGCGCUCCCUGAUCGACAUGUACUCGGCGGUGCUGGACGAGCUGUCGGGCUGGGAGGCGGGCGACACGGACCGCCUGCCGCGCGUCGUGGUGGUGGGCGACCAGUCCGCCGGCAAGACCUCCGUGCUCGAGAUGAUCGCGCAGGCGCGCAUCUUCCCGCGCGGCGCCGGCGAGAUGUGCACCAGGGCUCCUGUGAAGGUGACCCUAUCCGAGGGUCCGUACCAUGUGGCCCAGUUCAGGGACUCCGCGCGGGAGUUUGAUCUCAAUAAGGAAUCCGAUUUGGCUGAUCUCAGGAAGGAGGUGGAGUUGCGCAUGCGCAACAGUGUGCGCGGCGGUCGUACAGUGUCCACUGACGUCAUCAGCAUGUCUGUGAAGGGCCCCGGCCUGCAUCGUAUGGUGCUAGUCGACCUGCCCGGAGUUAUAUCGACUCAAACAGUGGACAUGGCGGCGGACACUCGCGACGCUAUCAAGCAAAUGACUAAGAAUUACAUGGACAACCCCAACGCCAUCAUACUCUGUAUACAGGAUGGCUCAGUGGACGCGGAGCGUAGCAACGUGACGGACCUGGUGUCGUCGUGUGACCCGGGCGGCAAGCGGACCAUCUUCGUGCUCACCAAGGUCGACCUGGCUGAGGAGAACCUCGCCAACCCCAACAGAAUCCGGCGCAUCCUGGAAGGCAAGUUGUUCCCUAUGAAGGCGCUGGGCUACUACGCGGUGGUGACGGGCCGCUCGCGCAAGGACGACUCCAUACAGAGCAUCCGCGAGUACGAGGAGAGGUUUUUCAGGUCUUCCAAACUCUUCAAGGACGGGCUAGUGACGCCGUCGCAGGUGACGACCCGCAACCUGUCCCUGGCGGUGGCGGACUGCUUCUGGCGCAUGGUGCGGGCCUCCGUGGAGCAGCAGGCAGACGCCUUCAAGGCCAUGAGGUUCAACCUCGAGACCGAGUGGAAGAAUACCUUCCCCAGACAGCGCGAGCUGGACCGCGACGAGCUGUUCGAGCGCGCGCGCGCGGAGCUGCUGGACCAGUCGGCCGAGCUGUCGGCCGUGGCGGCGCCCGCCUGGGAGCUGCGCCUGCAGGCCGCGCUGUGGGCCGCCGCCGCCGAGCGCGUGUUCGCCAGCAUCUACCUGCCCGCCGCCGCCAACGCGCAGCAGGACGUCGACAAGUUCAACACGGCGGUGGACAUCAAGCUCCGCGAGUGGGCCGAGUCGGAGCUCCCGCUGGCGUCCAUCCGCGCGGGGCGGGAGGCGCUGCGCGAGGAGUUCUCCGAGCUCAUGCGGCGCGGACACGACUCCGACCCCGUGUACGAGCCCGUCAAGCGGGAGGCCGUGGACGAGGCCCUGCGCAGGCAUCAGUGGGAGGACCGCGCGCAGGAUGUCCUGCGAGUCCUGCAACUGAACGCGCUGCAGGACCGCAGCGUGUCGUCCCGCCAGGAGUGGGACGCCGCCGUCACGCUCAUGGACGCCGCUAUCAAGGAGCGGCUGGACAUCACGCAUCACGAGCUCAAGGAACUUACUGGUCCUGGCUUCAAAGAGCGCUGGCUGUACUGGCAGACCAGCUCUGAGGAGCAGGCGCGGCGCGGCGAGGUCCGCGCGGAGCUGGAGCGGCUCGGGGUCGCGCGCCCCGCGCUGGCGUACGACGAGGUCGUGGCCGUCAGGGACAACCUGCGCAGGCGGGGGAUCGAGGUCGACAACGACUAUAUACGGGAGACCUGGAAACCUGUGUAUCUCAAAAACUUCCUUCAGCGCGCACAAACCCGAGCUCGGGACUGCCGGAAGAGUUUCUACCUGUAUAGUCAACAAAAUGGAAAUGGGAAGGAGUGCUGCGAGGUGGUGAUGUUCUGGCGCGUGCAGCAGACGCUGCGUACGACGGCCAACGCACUGCGACAGCAGAUAGGGAACCGCGAGGCCGCCCGCCUCGACCGCGAGCUGCGGGAGGUGCUGGACGAGAUGGCAGCCGACCCUGAACUUAAAAAGAAGCUACUGUCUGGCAGACGAGUGGAAUUAGCAGAAGAACUGAAACGAGUGAGACAAGUCCAAGAGAGAUUAGAAGAGUUCAUAGAGGCGCUUAAUAAAGAGAAAUAAUCGAUAGCUUGUAAAUUGUAGUUAUUACGUAUGUACUGUAUACACAGGGGGCGCUGGCGUCAAUGCGGCGUCCGUUCAGCGUUGUUGUAAUUUAUUAUUGUGUAAAUGUUGACGCGUCAUAGAUUUAUGUAGGUUGAGAAAUGUUAGUAAGUAAAGCUUGCGAGAUUAAACUUUAGGAGCUCGUGGCUAAGCUAGAACUGCAUAAGUGAAUCGAU
Messenger RNA from Trichoplusia ni (cabbage looper), 3395 nucleotides. It is a transcript of the gene Opa1, whose product is annotated as dynamin-like 120 kDa protein, mitochondrial. The transcript has 22 exons. Gene Ontology annotation, cellular component: cytoplasm; microtubule; mitochondrial membrane. The record is from RefSeq and is a predicted model, not a curated record. Gene Ontology annotation, biological process: mitochondrial fusion. The coding region runs from base 316 to 3180 and encodes 954 amino acids. NCBI's taxonomy places the organism in Eukaryota, Metazoa, Arthropoda, Insecta, Lepidoptera, Noctuidae. Gene Ontology annotation, molecular function: GTP binding; GTPase activity; microtubule binding.